AUGAAAAUUGACGAUGAUUCAAUUAUAGAUUUGAACAGAUUAGAUUUUUGGAUCGAGAAAAAAUUUAAAAAGCAAUUGAAAGAAGCCAAAACGAAAUUGGGUGUUUUUGGUUACAGCAUCAUUAAUACACAGCCCGUAAGGGAUGAGAAAGAUAAAUGGUUUCUUUCUAAGAAAGUAUUUCCACAAAAAGAUUUACCGCAUUAUAUGCACGGAUCUGGAUAUAUUGUAACCGGUAAAGCAAUAACUGCUAUAAUGAAGGAGACAAUAGCGGCAUAUGCUAUUCAUAUAGAAGAUCUUCUUUGGAAUGGAAUUUUGGCUGAAAGAGGAAAUGUUGCUCGUUUUGAAGGGGGAAAUGAUCAUUUUCUUGAGGGAACUUUAGAAGACAAGGAAAAAUGUGUAGAUGGAAAACCUAUAAUUUUUUGUUUAUAUCAAGUUGCUCUUUCAAGUAUUAAAGCAUAUAAAGAAGAAUAUAAAAAAUUACAUGAGUUAAAAUGUCUAGAAUAA
Messenger RNA from Meloidogyne enterolobii, 504 nucleotides. NCBI's taxonomy places the organism in Eukaryota, Metazoa, Nematoda, Chromadorea, Rhabditida, Meloidogynidae. The record is from the annotation of a GenBank genome assembly.